AUGGCGAAGAGAAGGAGGAACUCAGAUGCUGCUUAUGCCGCUGAUUCACGCGCAUCCAAGAAGAAGACUCCUUCAUCAACUCAACCCAAGUCUUCCGCGCCUCUUGAAGAGGCACCCCUGACCACCCGCCGUUCUACGCGUGCCACCAAACGCCUUGACUACUCCGAUCACACUGCUUACGCAGACAUUGGAGACUCUAACGAAGAGAUUGAGCAACAGCCCGAGGAAACUUCCGACAUCGAGGAAGGUUCCUACACAAAGUCAGAAGACGAGCAGUCGGCAUCUUCCAUAAUGUCGUCUACUCAGUCCUUGUCAUCUGAUGAACCUGCCUCUGAACCCGAGUCAGUCGACGAACCGUCGCGCAAGAAAGUCAAGGCCAACAGCGGACACGCUCGCAAACCUGCAAAGUCCACUCCUGAGUCUACUGCUCGCAACAAAUCGACCCAAGAAGCCAAUACUUCCGAACAACAAGAGAAGCCGAGCAUGUCCAAGGGUAACAUGCUAAACUUGACCACGGGCAAGGACAGGGAUAUCGACGUCACGCUGCCUCCACUCUCCAACAUCCACUCCAUCUUCGAUGACAUGGUGGAAAAGGGAUUCGCGAAGCUGUCCCUUCCAAUUGAUCCAGAAGAGCCCAAGAAACAGAAUAGCAGGUCAAAACCCCCUUCAGUCAAGGCAAACAAGGAUGCACCCAAGUACAGCCUCGAGGAUGUAUGUAAGCAUAUCGGAUCACGUCCCUUGCGUGUUGCUACGAUGUGUUCGGGUACUGAAAGUCCUCUUCUUGCCUUGGACAUGAUCUCAGACUGUAUCCGGAAGAGAGAGGGCAGUUUGGAGCUGAGAUAUGAGCAUGUCUUCAGUGCUGAGAUUGUUCCAUUCAAGCAAGCAUAUAUUGAGCGCAACUUCUCUCCCCCUAUCAUCUUCAGGGAUAUCACCGAUAUCACUCGCGGCAAGGACGGUAAGGCCAUCACCGCAUACGGCGGCGAGGUUGAUAUCCCUGGUAACGUGGAUUUGGUAAUCGCUGGCACCGCUUGUGUCGAUUUCUCCAGAUUGAACAACAAGAGGAAGACCCUGCAGGAACGGGGCGAAUCUGGUGACACGUUCGCCGCAGUUCUGGCUUAUGCCGUGAGAUAUCGUCCAACCAUGCUCGUCUUGGAAAAUGUCUACGGUGCACCCUGGGACGAAAUGUUGCGCGAAUAUCGGUCGAAUGGUUACAUCUCGGCUGGUGUUCUUGUCGACAGCAAGCACUACUAUCUUCCACAGACCCGUCAAAGAGGCUACAUGGUUUGCAUCGACGAGAAGAAGCUAGACGCCUGUUCCAUUGACCACGCUGUCUUCAGGGAAGACUUUCAAGACAGGAUGGCGGACUUCAAGCGUCCAGCUAGCUCUCCCCUAUCGUCAUUCAUCCUGCCUAACGAUGAUCCUCUGGUCACUCGGGCCAGCCAGUCCAUGGCUCGUCAAUCUGAGCUUGACUCCUCGCUCAGAGAGGUUGAUUGGGCUGUCUGCGAAAUUGGCCACAUCAAUUACCGGAGAGAAAACGAGCUUGGAACCGCUCGGCCAUUGACAGACUGGCAGGAGAGCGGCACGCUCAAGUUGCCGGAAUACUGCAAUCGUCUCUGGUUCGGCAAACAAGUUGAGCGCGUCUGGGAUUUUAUCGACAUGUCACAGCUUCGUAAAGUCAACAAGACCAAGUCUACGAGCAAUCAGCGCUCUGUUACAGGAUAUGACCCCCAGUACAAGACUCGCAUCUGGGAUGUUUCGCAAAACAUCCAUCGCUUCACCGACGGCGCACCCUUUGGCAUCGCCCCCUGCCUAACCCCAUCUGGUAUUUUCUACAUCACGGAUAGAGGCGGUCCUCUGACUUACACGGAGAGUCUGAUGCUCCAGGGUCUACCCUUGGACAGAAUUUCUUUCACAACCGAGACCGAACGCCAAAUCCAGGAUCUUGCCGGCAACGCCAUGAGUACCACAGUGGUGGGUUCAGCCAUCGCGUCAGCCCUUCUUGCUGGAUUCAAGACGUUGCCGCAAGCAUCUGCUCAUCUGACCUCGAGCAAGAGAGCUGCCUUUGAGAGCGUGAUAACCUCUCGUGACAGACUCGUCCCUCAGCCGGCUCCUCAGACGAUGGUGGAAGGCAUCGAUAUCCAUGAACUUUGUGCUGAUGCUUGCAAGUCGGCUGCGAUGUGUGGCUGUGAGGGGCAGAUUAGCGUGUCGGAGAAGGCCAUCCAAACCUGCAGCGAGUGCGGCCACACCUCUUGUCUCACUUGUGGUGUCAAGCCCAGCCACCAGUACGGAGAGCCAUCAGAACCUGAGCGGGAUGAGCCGGACAACUUCAUUCAAAAGUGGAGAUCCUGCAUCCCUAUGGUAUUGAGAUUUCGCUCCUCGAAGAACCUCAUUAUGCGUAUCAAGGAGUCUGUCAAUAUCUCUGAGCCUAGCGCCAGCGAUGACGAAGCCAUGAAGCAAAGAGAGUUAAAGCAGCGAUAUCUUAACGCUGUCGAAAAUAUCUUCAGUGACCCUUUCACUUUCAAGGGUUUCAGGAGAACCUCAUCUUGGGUCGUCACUUAUGAGUCGUCGUCGUUCGCUCGCCUUGAACUUGUGCUGGGUGCCCAUGGUUGUAUGUGGAAGUUAUACGCAAAGCCCGACGACAAACUCAGUGGUGAUGACCAAAUCCGCAAGUUCUUCCAAGAACCUGUCGCUACAGCUCAAGUGGAGGAAGAUGCCUUCUUUGGAGUCGACUGGCGAUGGCGCAUGCUCCAAGAGUCCCAUGAAUCCUCGAUCGAGCUUCUCAUCCAAGGCCAGGGCCAGAGCGUACCAUCCUGGGCUGCUCGUCUCGGCCUACCUAGACACGCUGAAGAAGAGGUCUGGUCAGAACUGCGUAUUGCCAAGCGCAGUACUAACCAUCUUUCGAAUUACAAUGAAGCUGUUUACAAGCAGAUCCAAGGGACAUACAAGCUUCUGCGCGAUUGUGGUACUGCCGGUGAGUCUCUUUACAAGCGCAUCGAACCGACUGAAGCAUCCAACAUGUUCCUUUUCCUCGAUCCGGCGCCCAUCGGCAAUCCUAAAGAUGACUGCUUUGUCUUUGCCCGUGACCACUCAAAAUUGCAACACGAUCAAUUCAGAGAGAUCACGGCCAGCGUUGACGCCGCUUGGCGCCCCGAGGCCCAGAGCCAGACUCAAUCGAGUCUCAAAAUCUUACUGAACGGUCAUUGGAUUACCGAGGGCUCUUGUCUUCUCGAAGAAGCGAACGUGGAGACUACGAUUAGCUCCGACCUCUCGAAUCUCACUACAGACUGUAGUGCCACGAAGGCACUGGUUUCGCUCAAUUUUGUAUUGCCCUCAUCGAUGCCUAUGAAACUCUAUGAAGGACAGCAGCGAAUCAGACCUGAUGACGAGGCAUUCUUUGCGGCCUUCGGAUGGGCUAUGGAACCUCUCCGCCAGAUUGUAGGUCAGCAAGGUGCACAAGACCCGCUUGCCAACUCUGAUUGCGAGGAGUGUGCCCCUUCGUUUCCCGAGAUCUGCUGGCGUGUUAUUGAGAAGUCAAGGGGUGGCUGCGAGUUCAUCCCAUAUGAAGAUUCUACGACCGCUAGAAAGUACGAGAACGCCAUCAAGUCUCGACCCGAGCCAUUUGUCAUCGAGUUUAGUAUGCAAGAGAGAUCUGUCACGAUAGACGUUGGUUUGAGUACCACCACUCUUUGUCACAGAGCCGCUGGGAAACUCAGGAUGCUGACCAACUCCGUCGAUUUCGUGUCUUGGAACCUCGAUACAUCUUGGGUGGAAGAGCCUUGCGCGAAGUUCCCUCCUUUCACGCUGCUGAACAACAGUGACAACGUCACACACGAUACUUCCUUGGGCUGGUCAAAUGUGAUCAAGCUCUAUGACAUCCAGAAGAGAUCCCUCACUUGGAUGAAGCAUCAAGAACAAGGCAUCGGCCCUUCUUUCUUGGUCAAGGAGGUCGAAGAAGCUCUACUUCCUCAUCUUGGUUGGCGGCUCGAGUCAGAAGCGUCUACUGAAGUUCACGUGAAGGGCGGUAUCCUUGCCGACCAUGCUGGCUUUGGCAAGACGGUCACUUCCCUGGCACUCAUCCAUUCGGAAUUUCAUGAGAGAGGUGCCGGGGCCAUCGUCCAGGAUAUGCAAGAUAUCAGUGCUGAUGACGCACUCAUCGACAUCGCUGCGACCUUGAUAAUCUGUCCGACUAAGCUGGUUCAACAAUGGGCGGACGAGGUCCGAAGAUUGCUUGCAUACAAUGACGAGGAGCUCGUCACCAUCGUCAAGGUCAAUGAUCUGAAGAAGAAAAACUUGGAAGUGUUCAAGCAGGCCAAGAUCGUCAUCAUGGACAAAAACGUCCUUGGAGAGAAGUCAAAAUACCUUGAGCAGCUUGCAAUGUUUGCUGCAAUGCCCGAAUAUACCGGUAAGAGCACUCGAGGCUUGCGCUCAUAUCUCCGCGACGCUGUUUCCAGAAUUCCUGGACAUCUUCGUAUUCGUGAGCGUCUUCGCACUCGGGUCAAUGGAAACUUUGGCAAACUGCAAACCCACCUUCAGGAGGCGUACAGCGAGAUUCUGAAAGAUCCCAAGUAUCGUCAGUAUGCGGAAGAGUCAAAGCGACUGAAGGGAAAGGCGUAUGCCAACAAGAAGAAGAAAACCGCAAACGUCUCCAAUACUGCGUCAGAGGAUUUCGAUGUGUUCCAAUAUCGCAAAGACAUUGAGACAUGCGUGCUUCUUGAAAUGUUCCGCUUCAACCGUUUAGUCGUCGACGAGUUCUCUUACACGGAACCUUACGAACUCGUGAUGUACUGCAACAUCAAUGCUGACAAGCGUUGGGCUCUUUCCGCCACGCCUCGACUGAAGGACCCGUACGAUGUCUCGAGAAUGGCAUGUUUCCUUGGUCUCAAUCUGCCGGUCGGAGCUAGUGCUCCUGGACUUUUAUCGAAUGCGAACAUGUCAGCUCUACGCAAGGACAUGACAGAUCUGGAGGAAUUCGAAACCUUUAGACAGUUGCCUUCACGCACUGCACAGAAGACGAUUCAUACUCUUGCUCAGCAAUUCCUCGACACGUUCGUUCGCCAGAAUGUCAUGAGGUCUGGUCAAUAUCCCAGUGUGGACAACCUUGUUCCCAUUACCUUGAACGCCGAUCAUCGCCUGGUCUACACCAAUAUCUCACAGAAGUUGAAUUCACAGGAUAUGCGAAUUCGUAAGGGCCGGAGUAGAGAAGGCGAGUUCAGCAUCAUGCCCAAGGUCACCACCGCAGAGGAAGCUUUGUUAUGCAUAGCCGCAGUCUACAAUCCCUUGAAGCGGCUGUCAACUGGGCAGGUCGAGGAGGACGCCCUUCCAGGACUUGAAGGUCUUGUCAAGCAGUUUGGAAAGGAUCAUGCGGGGGUCCGAGAAUCCCUUCAACAAAGCAUUAAAAUCUGUGUUGAAAAGAUUCCCAGCAGCAUCAAGUUAUUCUCCACCUGGGUCAAGGAUAUUGCGACGACCAAUGCUCUCAAUGAUGAAGCUGUUGUUGACGAGAUAGAGAGAAUGAUAGAUGCGAUCACCCAGCAGUUCUUGGACGCACGCAAAUCUGGGAAAAAGCGAAAGCUAGAACAAGUCGACAGUGGGGAGGAGGAGGACGAUGCUCUCGACCAAGAAGAAUCAACAGGCCCAGAGGACGCCAAGAAGAAGAUUGGUGCGGUCAGCAGUGAUGCCAAAGCCUACGCCACUUCGACAAGAGCACUUCGUUUUGCCAAGAAUGCUCUCAAGCAUGAAAAGCGCGGCCAGGGCUCCUCACAUGGCCUAACCUGCGAUGGUGACGGCUGUGAAAACAAGGCUGACCUCCAUCUCUCGGCCAACUGCGGCCACGUCUUGUGUUCAGACUGCGUCGAGAUUAGCAGGCACCGACUCGGCACUUGUCUCGCUCAAGGAUGCAAGAAGGAUGUCAGAUCCUAUCAUCUUCUUGAUCUCGGCAAGCUUGGAAAGUCGGUUGCCAGCAAUUAUGGCAACAAGGCGGAUGAGCUCACAACCCUUCUCAACAGAAUUGCCGCUCAAGGAGAGCAAGCAAUCUUGUUCGUGCAGUUCGAUCUUCAGAUUGAUGACAUGAUCGAAAUUCUUGUUGCUGCCGAGAUCAGCUAUCACGAUCCACGAAAGGUUAAGGAUGACCUCUUCGGGGCUUUUACUGGUAUCUAUGGGACCAAGAAGGCCGAGAAGGCCAAGAAGGGCAGCAAGAGCAAGAAGAAUGACAAGGAGACCAACAAGAAGGUCCAAGAGAAGAAUGACAAGGAGACCAACAAGGAGGUCCAAGAGAAGAAUGAGAAGUUGCCCACGGUCUUGAUCUUGAAUUCGAACGACGUGACUGCUGCAGGGGCUAAUUUGACGUGUGCCAACCAUGUCAUCUUUUUCAGUCCCUUGCUCAAGCAAACUCAGUACGAGUACGAGGCACAGAUGGCUCAGGCCCUCGGACGUGUUCGUCGCCCGGGUCAGAACAGGCUUAUUCAAGUUUAUCGCAUGAUUGCUCUCGACACCAUUGACGUCGACAUCCUCGAGCAUCGUGAGCGUCGCACAACUGUCUUGCCUCAGUACCAAGACCCCAGAUCCAAGCAGACACGUACUGGCGCAAAGUUCAAGAUCGAUGCUGAGCUGGCUAAGCCUCAAAAGACGCAAUUGAUCCGCGAUGUCAAUGGCGAGUACAAACUCGUCCCUCGUCAGAUGCUGUUGGCUGCUGGAGGCGAGGGUGUUGUCGCAGGAAAGGACCGUGUUUUGGGCUACGAAAAGUUCAACUCCUUGAUUAAAUUCUCAACUGGCUUCAUCCAGGAUGACUGA
Messenger RNA from Aureobasidium musti, 6786 nucleotides. The record is from the annotation of a GenBank genome assembly. Lineage: Eukaryota; Fungi; Ascomycota; Dothideomycetes; Dothideales; Saccotheciaceae.